CCUGAAAAUACUAUCUACAUACAGAGUCUCUAACCGAUUUGUUUUAAAGGAUAUUACCGGUUUAGUCUUCUAGCAAAUUUGUUAGCACCCCAAAGAAAAUGGUAUUCGUACAGGUAGAACAAGCUUUUGCUAACUCAUUAAAUAAAUUGUAUGAACAAGAUGAAGGAAAAAAUCAAAAUGAAUCUCAACAAAUAUUCCCCUUAAAAUGUGACAAUAAAACAAGAACUCUGUCAAUCAUACAUAACGAUGAGAUAACCAAUCUGGAUUGUUUCUUUUAUUUAUGGAAUCUUUUCAAUGUAACACCAGUCGAUUCUGAUAUUAUCUCUGUUGGACCUGUUGUAAUGGAUAGAUGCUGCUUAUUUCAAUAUUUUAGUCAGGAGAAAUGUUGUUAUGUUUGGUUUACGAAACAUCCACCUUAUAUUGACAAUAGAAAUAUCAGCUCGUUGAUACUACUCUUAGAAACAUUCAUUGGGCACAUCUUUCAAUCAAAUCUAGAAGUUCAUUAUAUGGAAUCAUUAUCCUGUCUCAUUCUUUUGUCAUGGUGGAAUAUCGCUUUCGGGCAUUUGGAAUCUUAUCAAAUCAUAGCUUAUGAAUUAUAUAAUGUAUGGAUUCGUUUGAUUCCUCAAAUUGUUGAAAAAGCAUCAUUGAUUAUUGAUCAAUUCUCUAGUUAUCCUGAACAUUUAAACUUAUUUAUCAUAAAUCUUUUACGUAUCUACGUGGAUCAUAAUUUCCAAAAGGAAAAUGUAUGGAAGCUUUCUAAAGAUACCGCUUCUCAAAUGACUGGUAUUCAUUCAUCUGUAAAUAUGCAUGGUUUAAUUGGAAUUUAUCGUAAAUCUAUUGAACAGUUGAAUAUUAAUAAUACAAAAAGUCUUUCAACUAUAAAUACGCUAAGUCAAACUGUUUCUAUCAAUACUACCUGCUUAGCCAUUGUGGAGAUUUUAAAGAGACUUGUACGCUUAGGUUUAGCUGACUGUUUGAAACAAAAUCCUGAUUUACCUAUUAUUUCAUUUGCUGACAAACAAAUUAUCGAACGUUUCAAUAUGGUUCGAGAUUAUUUACUUGUUCGAGCUUCUCGUUUAUUAGCUUAUGAGUUAGAGUCUAAUGUGAAUUGUAACUAUUUACCAAAACAAUUCACAUGUUUGGUACAUGUCACUGCACCGAAACAUUUAAUUUCUGAAUUGUUAAAUAUUUCACUAUGUAAAUCGGAAAAAAUUUCUCAAAGUAAAAAUCCUCAUAUUGAUUUAAUUUCUUGGACAUUGGAACAAAAGCUGAAUGUUACUGACUAUGCAUUCUGGUGUGUUACGUCCAUUGAUGUUAAGGAUAUUGAAGCUAUAAAUUACUUAUUGUCUCGUUUACUUCCGCAUGCUAAAGUCUUAGCCAAAGAUCAUCUAUUCUGUUAUUCACUUAUACUGCAUCUUGAUCGUGUUCGUAAAGCUGCACUACCAGAUAAUGAACAUAUUAAGCUUCUUCGUGCUGUAUUUGAACAUCUGUCAAUAUCAAGUAAAUGUGAUCUAUUAACAACACUUCAAUCAUCAUUGAAAAAUUCUAAUCGAUCAACUCCAUUGCCUAAUUCAACUGUACACUUUCGAACACGUAUUCGUCAAUUAUUCAAUCGUUUGGUUGUUUCUAAUGUAAAUUCUGGUGAUGAUAAUUAUGACAAUAAUCAACAAGUGUUAAAUCUUUUCAAUAAAGAUUUUCUUCUAGAUUGUGAAUUGUUGUUAUUCACUAAUCCAGUGAGAUUUUUAGUCGAAUUAAUUCGUCUACCAGUCAAUCGUAAAUGUCCCCAUUCACUGAUUGCAGUUCAUCAACUUCUUGAUCAAUUAUUGUAUGUAUUUCAAGUUCCGAUUAAUUUUUCUACCGGAACAAAAUUUCUACCUGAAAAGAACAAUGAUAAAUUUACGACGAACUUGUCUGAACAACAAAUUGUGCAUAGUACAAUUUUUCAAGAAUUAAUUUUAAUCGAUUGGUCAAAUCGUAAAUCAUAUUUAGACAUUUCAAUAUUUGGUCAUGAAGAUCUUUAUGAUGAAUUAAAUAAUGGAAAUUUAUUUAAUGUAAAUUUCCAAUAUGAAGAGGAAAAGAAUAGAAGCAACUUAUUAAACAAUAAUAAACUAUACCAAUUUAAUAUGUCUGAAGAAGUAUGGUCAAGUUCUAAAUUAGCAGAAAACCCUCUAUUGAAUACUAUCGUUUAUCUAUUUAAAAAGCCAAAUUGUUUCAUUCAAAUAAACAACAUUAUGAAAUAUUUCUUAACGCUUGUCGAAAACAAUGUCAUGAAUAAAUCAUCAUCUCAUAUUGAUCAUUUAACGUCUACAACUCAUACUACUAUCAAUACUACUACUACUACUAAUAUAAUUGAUAAACAGCAUACUUCUAUUCAACAUAUACAUAUUCGAUUAUUUAUUCAUAUAUUAUUUUUACUUACGAAAGAUACAUCUAUUAUUCAACUUUUAAAUAAAAUUAAUUUAAAUGAAUUAAUGGAACAAAUUAUUCAAUUGUUCAAUAUUCUAUUUUUAAAUCAAGUGAACAUUAAUAAUAAUAAUGAUAAUAAUAAUAAUAAUAAUAAUACAAUUUGUCACUAUCUUAUUUCAAAUGAAAUGGACGUUAUACUAUUUGAAUUAAUUCAUUAUUGUUGUUUUUAUCAAGAUAAUAAACAAUUAAAACAAUUAGAACAAUUAAAACAAAUUAAAAAUAAUCUUUUACUAAUUUAUAAAUUAAAACAAACGAUUCAAAAUUCAGUGAAUAUAUAUAAUUGGUAUAAACAAAGAUGUUUAUAUUUGUUUAAUAUUAUAUUUAUUUCAUCAAUUGAAUCAUUAAAAACUAAUCUCAUGCUUAACCCUCCUCCUCUUUUAUCUGGACUGGAGACUGACAGUAAUUCCAGAGGAUCUCCAAGUGAAGUUAUUAAUCAAUUAGAUAAUAUUAAUAAAGAAGAUAAUAAUGAUAAUAUUAAUGAAUAUUUGAAAGAGAUUCAACAAUUGAAAGAUAAAAUUUUAGAUUUAUCCAUUGAAAUAAAUGAAAUGCAAAUGAAUUCAUUGAAAUAUUUAAUGGAUAUUGAUUUGUUUUGUGAAAAUACUCGCAUACAAUUCAAAGCUAUUUCCGUUGUUCCAUCAUCAACAGAACAAAUAGAAGAUUUCGAUUCACUGUUAUCUUCAAAUACGGUGGUUAGAGAAAAUCAUAUAAAAAGUCAAAUGGUGAUAUCACCACGUUUACUAUAUUUCAUUUUUGAGCUAGCCACUGUUUCUAAUACAUUAUGUAGUGAAGUAUUGAAGUCAAUCAUAAAUAAGUCAUUGAAAUCUAAUGGUCAGUUACUGGAUCACGUAUCAAAAAUUAGUUCUGGUCAUUUGUUAAUUGCUAUUCAAUUGUUUCUUAGGAAAAUUGUCAAAUCAAGACAGUGGAAAUGUUGGGAACGAUUAUACUUUCUAUUGUAUAAAUUACUCAAAGCUGGUGUAUUAGUUUAUCCUGUACCGAACUUAAUUAGUGACAGUCAAGAGACAAAUGAUAAUACGCCUUCAAGAUUAUUCUACUUAUUGGAUUGGAGUAAACUUUGUGGUUCAUUCGAUCUCUUAACAUUAACAUCAGAUCUAUUCAAUUUAUGGUGUAUGUCAUUGGAAAUCCCAUAUAGUCAAUUAUUAGAUCCUUUUCAAUCCACCAAUCAUCUCUCUCAUGAUACCAGCGACAAACUAUAUAAUCGAAAUACUGAAUUUUACAUCCUUUGCCAUUCAUUAUGUGAUUUAGUCUCGUGUUUAUCCUCAGUCAUUUCUUUAUAUUCAAAUAAAAACACUAACCAGAUUUGUAAUAAUGAUAACAAUAACAAUAAUGACUGUGAUACUGUAAAUAGUGAUGAUGAUAUUAUCUCUUCAUUAAAAACUAAUCAAUCUAUACAAUAUAAUAAACAAUUAACUAUCAAUUUACUUGAUCAAUUAUCAAAUCGUUUGUCGAAUAGUCUGAUCUCUAACUUAUUAAUCAAAUCAAAUUCACAAUUGAAUGUUUCAAAUGAAUUGAAUCGACUGAAACAGACAAUUUUAUUGGUAAAAGAUUUAAACAGAACUUAAUAAUGAAUUGAUGGAAAGAAAGAACGUUGACUUAUGUACAAUAUUUACUUUCUUCCUAAUAAAAAAUAAUAAAAUUUAUGAAUAAAA
Schistosoma curassoni is the source of this 4133-nucleotide messenger RNA. NCBI's taxonomy places the organism in Eukaryota, Metazoa, Platyhelminthes, Trematoda, Strigeidida, Schistosomatidae. The record is from the annotation of a GenBank genome assembly.